UCUCCCGCUCCUCUUCGAUUGUUCCCAACUGUGCCGGCCGCGUGUUAAAAUUUGAAGCACGUGGAUUUUAAAACAUAUUGUUUUUAUUCACUUGAGAUAACACUAAGGUGUUUAGAAUUGUCGUUACCGACGUAAUUGUGUAAUUAUUUGCUGAAAUAUAACAGUGUGUUGAAAAUGACUGAGGCGAAAGAAGUGGUUGCCGAGACAAACGGGCAGGAGAAAAAGAAUGACGAAAUUGAGGAUGAAACCGAGUUGGAAAGUGCUAUUAUACGUCAGGUUGAAUACUAUUUUGGUGACUUAAACCUCCCUCGUGACAAGUUUCUCUGUGAACAAGUGCAGCUUGAUGAUGGAUGGGUUCCCAUUGAAAUUCUUAUCAGAUUUAACCGUCUUGCCAAGAUGUCAAGGGACCCAGAAGUGAUUGCUAAAGCUCUUAAUAAGUCCACCAAUGGCCUUUUGGAGAUAUCUGAAGACAACAAAAAAGUCCGUAGGAGUCCCGAAGUGCCUGUUCCAGAGAUGAAUGAAGACCGCAGAAAGGAGCUCAGCAACCGCACCAUAUAUGCUAAAGGAUUUGCAAAAGACUCAACAUUGGAUGACCUUCUCAAAUACUUUAAGCAGUUCAAUGAAGUAGAAAACAUUAUUAUGAGGAAAUACCAGGAUAGGUCCACAAAGAAGAGGCUUUUCAAGGGAUCUGUGUUCGCCACAUUCAAGACUAGGGAACAGGCUGAGAAAUUCAUAGAAAGCAAACCAUACAAGUACUUGGACAAUGAGCUGUUGAUCCUCUGGCAAGAUGACUAUAUACUUCAGAAACAAGAAGAGUAUGCCAACAAACGAGAACAGAAAGACAAGAAAAAUAAGGAAAGAGAAAAGGAGCACACUGAAAAGGAAGACUUCAAGCUACCAACCGGCACAGUGCUGCACUUCAGUGAGGGCACUGAACAGAUGAAGAGAGAAGAUGUCAAGGCAGCACUUACUGCAUUAGGUGCUGACGUCGCAUACAUUGACUUCAAAGUCGGCGACAAGGAGGGCUGGGUUCGUCUCACAAAGGAGAACACAGCAAAGAGUGUCGCAGAAAAGAUGACAGACAACAAAAUAAGAAUUGCAGACGCAGAAGUAGUAUUCAAAGUUCUAGAGGGCGAAGAAGAGAAGUUGUACCUUGAGAAAACAGUCGAAGAAAUGUCUAAAAGACGAAAAAAUAUGAAAAACUUUAAAAAUAAUAAAGGAAGGAAAGGUGGGAACAAGUAUCAUGGCAAGAAACGAAAGCAAGACCAUGAAGACAAUAGUCCUCCAAAGAAACUUAAAACUGACAGCUAGUCAUGGAUGACGUCAAUAAAAACAGCUCUAUGCUUUUCCAUAGACUUUCAUAAAUGCUUAUAAGUGUAUUGAACUGUUAAUAGAUCGAAACUGUUUAACAGGAGUUUCAUUUGUUACUUGAAACAUUUAUUAUUAAAAUUUAUCUUGUAAGAA
Trichoplusia ni (cabbage looper) is the source of this 1464-nucleotide messenger RNA. Its product is annotated as la protein homolog. Gene Ontology annotation, molecular function: RNA binding. The record is from RefSeq and is a predicted model, not a curated record. NCBI's taxonomy places the organism in Eukaryota, Metazoa, Arthropoda, Insecta, Lepidoptera, Noctuidae. Gene Ontology annotation, biological process: positive regulation of translation; RNA processing. Gene Ontology annotation, cellular component: nucleus; cytosol; cytoplasmic stress granule. The coding region runs from base 175 to 1311 and encodes 378 amino acids. The transcript is spliced from 7 exons.